Messenger RNA from Purpureocillium takamizusanense, 1245 nucleotides. RefSeq lists its product as uncharacterized. The record is from RefSeq and is a predicted model, not a curated record. Bases 328 to 987 code for a protein of 219 amino acids. NCBI's taxonomy places the organism in Eukaryota, Fungi, Ascomycota, Sordariomycetes, Hypocreales, Ophiocordycipitaceae. The transcript has 3 exons.
GAGCCCAUGACGACAAACAGCUUGACUGCCGGCGGAACCUUUUUUAUCGCAGCAGGCUCAAUCAAUCCCAUCCCAUCGUCCAACGCAAUCGAAUACGAGGUUGCUUUGCAUGUGAAGUCUCCUGACGCCCGGCACACAUAUCCUAUCUCGCCACGUCCUUAAUUGGGCCAUCAAGAUCCCAGGGUCCGUCGGCCCGCCGUUUGUCUGCUUCUUUGACCUUUUUGCCGUCCACGUCCCCUUCUAUUGUGUGUCCGUGCAGUUACGCAUUGAAUCAUUUUCCAUCCUUCACCGCAGUCGGAUCAGGUCAGACCCAGCUCUGCCCCCAUCAUGGAGCACCCAGUUCGUGAAAUAGCAUCCGUGGUCACGACCCUGACGACGGGCAGCGUCCAGGAGCAGCAUGACACUCUCACCAGCUACUUCCUGCCACACGCAUCCUUCACGCACCCGCUCUGCCGCGUCCCGUCCUUCUCCAAGGGCACCAUCCCCCUGGCCCCGGGGCUCGAGUCCCGGUGGCUGCUCCUGUGCAUUUACAGGUGGUACAGGACUCUGAGUCCCAGCAUCGAUAUCCACAUCGACUCUGCGGUGUUUGAUCAGCGCUCCGGCCAGCUCUUCGUCUCGAUCCGCCAAACCUUUACCCUCUGGUUCAUCCCCCUGUACAAGGCCCCCGUGAAGCUCACCACCAUCCUCAACCUCGAGCAGCACCCCGCGUCGGAGACGUCGCCGUCGCUGUCGCGCAACAAUGGCAGCGCCGCCAGCAGCAACUCGCUCGCGGGCCCCGGGCAGGAGCGCCUGCGCUACUUCAUCGCUCACCAGGAGGACCUGUACCAGAUGAACGACCUCAUCCAGUUCCUGUGCCCGUGGCUCGGCCCGCUCUUGUGGUUCUUCUGGCAGCUGUUCAGCACCGGCCUCUGCGCGGUGGGAUCCGUCCUGCUGCUGCCUCUUUAUCUCCUGCUGAAUAGGGGGGCCAAGGCAAAGAAGGUGCAGUGAGGCGGCUUAUCUCCCGCGAGUGUUGAGUGAAGCGGAGCGAGUGAGUUUGGGCGGCUUCUAUUGCUGCAUGGGCGACUGUGGACUUUUUGCUGCAGCAAAGGGGCGGGCGGGCGCGGGCUCUUGCGCUGGCCGCGAAGCCGCCCUUGCAAUGCGUACUAUUCAAAAGUCUCGUGACUGCGAGAUCUGUACUUCUUCUUACAUGCUAUAGCUUACUAUAUUGGGCCCGAAAAGGUACUAUUGCCCGUAACUGCAGUUCAA